Molecule: messenger RNA, 501 nt
Organism: Rotaria sordida
Lineage: Eukaryota; Metazoa; Rotifera; Eurotatoria; Philodinida; Philodinidae
Source: the annotation of a GenBank genome assembly
AUGGCACAAGUUGCUGAUAAUCCACAAUUAUGGGCUUUCUAUUCUUGUCUAUCAAAACGUGGUUUAUUUGAUCCAUUUAUUUCUGUUGAUUUUAUGGUUUAUUUGAUUAAACAUGAUUCAACACAAUGUGUUGAGGGUGUUGUUGAAGCAACCGAUAUAUUUACAACAAUUGAUAAAUGUCAAUCAUAUUUACAAGCUGGUGCUAAAAAAGUUAUAAUUGCAGCACCAUCAACUGAUGCUCCAAUGUUUAUUAUUGGAGUUAAUGAAGAUAAAUAUACAGGAAAAGAAACAGUUCUUUCAAAUGCAUCAUGUACAACAAAUUGUUUAGCACCACUUGUUAAAGUUAUUCAUGAAAAAUUUGGUAUUAUUGAAGGUUUAAUGACAACUGUACAUUCAUCUACUUCUAUACAAAACAUUAUUGAUGAACCAUCAAACGAAAGUUGGCGAGCUGAACGCGGAGCUGCACAAAAUAUUAUUCCAUCAUCAACUGAUGCUGCUUGA